Messenger RNA from Staurois parvus, 711 nucleotides. The record is from the annotation of a GenBank genome assembly. Lineage: Eukaryota; Metazoa; Chordata; Amphibia; Anura; Ranidae.
AUGUGCGAAUCCAAAUCGAAUUCGGUCAGCUAUGACAUCACAGAAUUGGCGACCUCAUCUCUGAUCGGUUUGGUUCAGACCAUCAAGGAUCACAUCACCAAGCCGACAGCCAUGGCUCGGGGACGAGUGGCCCACCUGAUAGAGUGGAAGGGUUGGAGCGCCCCCCAGUCCGGCUGGGAACCUUCGCUGACCGAUGAGGAGCAUUACUCCGAUCUCACCGAUGAGCUGAAGGAGGCGCGAUUUGCAGCCGGGGUUGCCGAGCAGUUUGCCAUCACUGAAGCCACCCUGAGUGCCUGGUCCUCGCUGGACGAUGAAGAGAUGCAUUAUGGGUUGGGCUCCCAGGAGAUGCGGCAGCUUCAAGAUCUGGAGAGCUUCUACCUGCAGAGCCGACUGCUGAGCUACGCCCACGGGGCCUGCGGCUCGGAUCUGGGGGGCAGCCUGCCCGGGCCUCUCCUAUUCCUCCGCCGUGUCCUUGGCUGCCACUUCCCAGCAGCUGCUGCCCAUGGAUAGAUGGGACGUGUCGGAGCCCCCCUCUGCCUUCCAGUGCCCCCCGGUGGACGGUGGCAGAAGCAGCAGCUCGGACAACUCCAAAGCGCCGGCGACGGCGGAGGGGGGGAGGUCCCCCCUGAAACCUGCAAACCCCGGCUCAACCAAUCGCUCCACUACGUGGACAGCAGCUCGCUGUCGGAGGACGAGGUCUUCUACAACUGA